AGUUUAUCAAAACAUUUUGCUUUUUAGGUAGCAGUCCCAGAACAGCAGUGUCAAUUAAUUAAAGAACUUUACAGAGCUGUAGUCUAAGUUUAUAUUUUGUAAUUGAUGCCAAUCAAGUGAUCAAACAUGGCAUCGUCACUACAACAGCAACAGCAGAUGGAAAUUAAACAGUUUAAAGAUUUUUUAUCAUCAUAUAAUCAAUUAACUGAGCGAUGUUUUCUAGAUUGUGUAAAAGAUUUUACAAGCCGAAAAGUGUUAGAUUCUGAGAAAUCGUGCUCUAAUAGAUGUAUGGAUAAAUACCUGAAGAUGACACAGAGGAUAUCACAGAGAUUCCAAGAAUACCAAAUACAGCAAAAUGAAGGACUUAUAGCAGCCCAACAAAAAUCAUUAUUAAGAUAGAACCAGUCUACAAAUUUAUACAAAUUGUCUAGCAAAUAAUUGAACAAGGAAAGAGGGGCCACAUCAUGAAAAUACAAUGGUUUUUAUACAGUUCUCGUAUUGUUUUAUACAGUUCUUGUAUUGUUUUUCAUGGAAACGUGCCAGCAAUCGAUGCAGGGUGUGCCCAGGCAUAGGAUGCGUCAUAGCACAGUGAGCGAGUGUGUCAAAGCAUUUCAACUAAAUAUUUUAUGAUUCUUGUCGUGUCAAAGUGUUUGAUGAGAAUUGACAAGAAUUAGCGAAGUUAUAAAUAUUUAAUUUAUUGCAUCAGUUAAGUAGGUUUUCAGAAAAAAUGCCAAGUAGAGUAUUAAAUGGGGUUUCCAGAAAUAAUAGAUUUGAUGUACUUCCCAGUUUUUUUUUCAACACCUUUCAUAAACUGCAAAAACCUGUAAUUGCUCAACAUGCUGGUUCUCUGACGUUGUAACUGCUAGCACAAUGUUAUCUCCAGUCAAAUUGUGACAUAUAACUUGUUCUAUUGUGUUAUGAAACUAAUUGAUUAGGCAAUCAGAAGAGUCUUCAAAAACCGGAUCCAUUUAAGGUUGUGCUGGCCAUAUGUUAGCUUGUGACAAAAGGAGUCUUGUGGUAAAAAAAAAUGAGUUACUGAUAUACAGUAUUUAGAUGGAGGACUGUAUAAGCUUUAUUUUGGUCUUUGAAUCAUAUUCCUAAGUUGUGUAAAACCAGAGUAAGAUCAUUUCAGUUCAGAUGUCUAAAAAUUCUUAAGAGGAAUAGCCUCCAAAGACUGAUAGAUUUUGUAUUGGUUUUCAUAUCAGUUCUGAAAAAUAGCUUUACAAAAUGUGCUUCAAACACAUGAUUACUUUAGGUAUUGUCAACUCAGAACUUUUGCUGCUAUGAAACAUAAAUAUUAAACUUAUCAGAAAAACUGAAACCCAAUUUUUUUGCCAAAAUAUCACUUCAGAUAUAUUUUCUUAAAUAUAUUUAAUUGAACUGGCAUACCACAAGACUUACACACCAGGAGUUAUUAUGACAAAAUGAAAUUUUAAUGUUAUUUGAUAUACAUUUACUGUAAUUCAAAGUUAAUAACACUUGUUUGGUAAAAACUGUUGUAUUGCUGAAACAGGUUAUUAUUGAAUGGGUAAAUACAUUAAUAAAAAAAAUCUAAAUCAUUGUUUCAUUUUAGUGUAAAUUUAUUCAAAAUCACUCUAGUGAUAGUUCUUUAAUACAUUGCUACUAAGGUUAUGAAAAACCUCAGCACAUCUUACUAUAUAAUUCUUUUGCCAAAACAAAUGGUGCUAUAUCUAAUUGUACAUUGCAAUAAUAGUUUUUUUGCAGACUUAUUAAUACAGUACAAAC
Messenger RNA from Anneissia japonica, 1746 nucleotides. Its product is annotated as mitochondrial import inner membrane translocase subunit Tim9-like. The transcript has 3 exons. The record is from RefSeq and is a predicted model, not a curated record. NCBI's taxonomy places the organism in Eukaryota, Metazoa, Echinodermata, Crinoidea, Comatulida, Comatulidae. Bases 127 to 399 code for a protein of 90 amino acids.